Coccinella septempunctata (seven-spotted ladybird) is the source of this 2514-nucleotide messenger RNA. RefSeq lists its product as uncharacterized. The transcript is spliced from 3 exons. The record is from RefSeq and is a predicted model, not a curated record. The coding region runs from base 1 to 2514 and encodes 837 amino acids. NCBI's taxonomy places the organism in Eukaryota, Metazoa, Arthropoda, Insecta, Coleoptera, Coccinellidae.
AUGUCAGGGAAGACUAGGAGUGGUAGACAGGGCGGUGAGGGGCAGCGGGCUGGUCCCUCUCGGAGCCGUCCGGAGGUAGAGCCCGAGGGGAGCAACUGUGGACCGAGCGGCGCAGCCUCCCGAGAUGGUACCGCAAGCCAAAACCCCGUCCUUCCUACAUCGGAAAGAGAUCUUGGCUUGGUCGAAGCAGUUGCACGGCCCGCUAGGGAAACUCGACGACGGGAUGGAAGAACACGAUGGACUGAAGAGGAAAAUAUCCUGUUAAUGCGUGUUCAUUUUAUAGCUGUGGAUUUGGAACAAGUAACGGAAAACUCUUAUAGAAAUAUACUGACCCAGACUUGGAAUGACAUCAGACCUGACAGAAACUCGUAUGCUAAUUUGCUCUCCAAUAGAGUGAGAUGGCUGCUGGAAGAGGAGAAGUUUACACAAAUCGAACUUGAUGCCAUCCGUAAAAGUUGUUAUCCCAGAGGAGCUGCUCUUGACUUGUGUGAUGACCCACCUGAAGCACCCUCAACCAACAACCAAGAGGAAAGACCGAGAACAAGUAAGUUGGAGCAGAAAUUCAUAAAGAACCUUCUCAUGUAUAGUGGAAUACCUCCUGAAAAUAGACCUAGGAUACCUAAGUUGAUAGGUUCAAAGAAUUUGAUGAAGAAAGUUGACGACCUCAAUAGGAUAUUGGACCAAAAAAUCAACCGUGACCAAACUAUUGAAGAACUCGCGGAUUGUGUCUAUGCGGCUGCCUUAACUGUGUGCGCUGAGAUGGGCGUAGAGAUUCGGGAGGUGCCAAAGAGCAAGGAAAGUCGGGGACCACCACCUUGGAAAGAUCGUCUGGAAAGAAAAAUAAACGAGAUGAGAAAGAAGAUUGGUAUUUUACAAACUUACCUGAGCGCUGAGUCACCAUCUGCGCGUAUUUUAAAAUUAACUCACCGGAUCGCGUCGGAUGCUGGAGUCAAGGCCAGAGAUGAAAACUUCAAGCCGCAGAUGAUACUCGUUUCCGAAAAUCUGAAACAAAAAAUAAAAAUAUUAGGUAAUCGAAUAAGACGCUAUAAUGAAAGGGUUAAAAGGUAUAAAAAUAACAAAUUAUACUACCAAAACCAGCAAAAAUUUUUCAGAAGCUUGGAGGAGGGACCAUCUGAAGUAGGAGAGCCACCAGAGGAAGAAGCCAUGCAUCUUUUCUGGAAAGGAAUAUGGGAGGUAGAAAAGACGUACGAUAGCCAAGCUUCAUGGAUCAAGGAGGCGGAAAAGGAACCUUCCAGAUAUUCCAGUGAAAAUGUAGAAAUCACCGUUGAGGAUAUAAAAUCGGUGCUCAGAAAAACUAACAAUUGGUCAACUCCGGGAGUGGAUGGAGUACAGAAUUACUGGUGGAAACACUUCACGGCUACUCACCAACAUUUAGCUAAACUUUUCCAGCAAACCUUGAGAGAUCCUACAAUAAUACCCCAUUAUUUCACGCAAGGAACUACUAUUAUGAUACCAAAAGGGGAAAUAACCCAAGACCCUGAAAAAUACAGGCCGAUCACCUGCCUUUCCACGGUCUAUAAAUUACUUACAGGAGUUUUAACAAGACACAUAUGGCGACACGUUAACAAAAAUAACAUACUUGCUAAAGAACAGGGUGGAUGUCGUGGGGACACCCGAGGAUGUAAGGAGCUACUAAUAACAGAUUACGUCAUCGCUAAACAGGUAAAAAAGAAACAAAGGAGUAUAUCAGUCGCCUGGGUGGACUACAAAAAGGCCUUUGAUUCUGUGCCGCACACCUGGCUCAUUAAAGUUCUAAAGAUAUACGGGGUCCCUGAAACAAUUAUUGAUCUUCUGAAAUACCUGAUGAAGACUUGGCGUACGAACCUGGUCGUCAACACUAAAAACCAUCACUACAAAACAGGAACAAUAAAUAUAAAAAGUGGCAUAUUUCAGGGGGAUACUCUUAGUCCCCUCUGGUUCUGCCUGGCGAUGAACCUCCUCAGUCAGCUCAUAAACAGACAGAAAUAUGGAUAUAUUGUGGAGAGAUCUCGGAACAUCAGAAUAAGCCACCAAAUGUAUAUCGAUGAUCUUAAAUUAUAUGCUGCUAAUGAAGAGGAAAUGAAAAAACUUUUAAAAAUAGUGGCGUCCUUCACGAAGACCAUAGGGAUGGAAAUUGGGGUGGAUAAGUGCGCGGUGGUUCACGUAGGAAGGGGGCAAAUACGGGAUGGCGAGGGACUCGCAGUCAUGGAGGACGCAACAAUACCUAGGCUCAGCGCGCAAGGUCAUUAUAAAUACCUAGGAAUACAACAAGCCUUGGACAUAAAGAAGGCCGAAAUGAAGAACAUUUUUCGGGAAAAAUACUUCUCGAGAGUGAAAAAAAUACUGCAGUCCAAGCUGAAUGCUAAAGCGACGUUCACGUCGAUGAACAUGUGGGCUCUCCCGUGCACGGAGUUCACCACCCGCACGCUUCGUCUAAUCGACUAUAUAUUAGAAGACAGGAAGGAGGGAGAGGUCUGCAGAAUAUUGAGAAAACGUACAACGAAACAGUCGUAA